Messenger RNA from Amborella trichopoda, 2309 nucleotides. Its product is annotated as beta-glucuronosyltransferase GlcAT14B. Gene Ontology annotation, molecular function: glucuronosyltransferase activity. The record is from RefSeq and is a predicted model, not a curated record. Gene Ontology annotation, cellular component: membrane. Lineage: Eukaryota; Viridiplantae; Streptophyta; Magnoliopsida; Amborellales; Amborellaceae.
CUCCUCUGGUCAGAAAGAGGGAGCGAGAAAAGACAGAGAAACCUUAUCUGCUUCCCAUUCAACCAAACCUCCUCCUACCCCUCUCUCUCUCUCUCUCUCUCUCUUCCAGAGCAGGCGAAAGGAGGAGGAGGAGGAGGAGGAGGAGGAGGAGGUGGUGGUGAUUGAAGAUGAGGAUUAUGAAGAAGAUGGUUUCAGCAGGUGGUGGGGCAAUAGAGAGAAAGACAUGGAUUCUCCCUCUCUCUACCUUGUCAAUCUCCUCUCUCUUCCUCCUCUUCCUCACAACUGAUGUUGCCUUUCUCUCCUCUUUCUCUCUCAUCCCCUACAACCCCUUUUCUUCCGACUCUUCGGAGACCGUCUUUGUAGAAUCGAAGUUCCUGCAACUCACUGCUGCUUCUUCUUCUUCUUCUUCGUUGCCAUCUCCUCCUCGCUUUGCAUAUCUGAUAUCGGGCUCGAAAGGGGAUGGAGAGAGACUGAAGAGAACGCUUCAGGCUCUCUAUCACCCGCUCAAUUUCUACGCCGUGCAUUUGGACCUGGAGUCUCCUCCUGCAGAGAGAAUGGAGCUGGAAAAGUAUGUGCGCGAAGAGGAUGUGUUUUCGAAGGUGGGGAAUGUGGUGGUGAUGAGUAAGGCCAAUUUGGUGACUUAUAAAGGCCCCACCAUGGUCGCAAACACUCUGCACGCUGCAGCUAUUCUCCUGCGCAAGAGCGCGGAAUGGGACUGGUUCAUCAACCUCAGUGCCUCUGAUUACCCCCUUGUUACUCAAGAUGAUCUUCUGCACACUUUUUCUUAUUUGCCGAGGGAUCUCAAUUUCAUUGAGCACACCAGCAACAUAGGUUGGAAAGAGUUUCAGAGGGCGAGGCCUAUCAUCAUAGAUCCAGGUUUGUACGCGUCCAACAAAUCGGACGUUUUCUGGGUUUCUCAGAGGAGAAGUGUUCCCACGUCAUUCAAACUCUUCACAGGCUCCGCAUGGAUGGUGCUCUCACGUUCCUUCAUGGAGUUCUGCAUAUGGGGGUGGGACAACCUCCCACGAAGGGUCCUAAUGUAUUACGCCAACUUCAUAUCUUCGCCUGAGGGUUACUUCCACACUGUCAUUUGCAACACUAAGGAGUUUCGCAACACCACUGUGAACCAUGAUCUUCACUACAUUGCAUGGGACAACCCUCCAAAGCAACACCCACAUAACCUUGGCCUAAAUGAUACCCAAAUGAUGAUUGAUAGCAAUGCCCCCUUUGCAAGAAAGUUCAAAAGAGAUGACCCUGUGCUUGACAAGAUUGAUGCCGAGCUCUUGGGUCGCUCCAAAGGUGCACUUUUGCCUGGGGGCUGGUGUAGUGGAGAUGGGCAAAAUGGGAGCAAUCCAUGUUCGGUUUUGGGGGAUCCGAGUGUACUUAGGCCUGGUCCAGGGGCCAUGAGGCUCGAGCACCUCACUGUAGAUUUGCUUUCUCACCGUAAGUUUAGGCCAAGGCAAUGCAGGUAAUGACACAACAAUGUUGUUGUUGCAACCUAUAUAUUUGCAGCCAGUGGGAAGCUUGGCACAUUCAUCAUCAUAACAUCAUUAUUGCCAUACAUGGGGUGACUGAUUGUGGUUUCCCACGAAUGAGAAAAACUUGAUUCUUUCUUAAAGAAUAUCACUCGGCAAUAAAGGAGGUGAUAAGAUGGGUGAAUUGAUGGUGGUUCAUGCCGGUGGUGAUAGAUGGGCAAGCAUGUGUGGUUUGCCAUUUGAUAUGCUGUCAUAAGAAUUGAAUCAGUUGGCUCGCAAAGUAGGAAAGUUUUCUGAGCUUUGUUUCAUCUUUUUUGCCAUGCGCUUUACUGCUGCCCAUGCUCUUCCAGCUUGAAGUGCGGAAUGGAAUUUGAAAGUGUCAAUUCCAUGUGGCUACCUGUACAGUUUCAUGCAAUCGUAAGUAAAAGAAAGGGAAACCACAAACUUUUGAGUUCUGAAAGUUGCAUUAUGUUCACAUGACAGUUUUGUUCCAUCUAAAUGCACAAUCCGUUGUGCAAGAGAAUGUUAUGAGAAGAAAUGAAAGGGAAUAAUAUCAUGAGCUAAAUUCAAUUUCAUGCUUUUGUGGCUCAUUUUCCCUGUGAGAAAAUGGAGAAAAAUUAGACAAGCCUCUGAGGACUAGAAUGUUGGAUUCUUUUGCUAAAAUUGUGGGCUGAACUACUAGAGCACUACAAGCUACCUCAUAAAAGUCAUGAGGUAGGGUUGAGAUUGAUAAAUGUGUAUGUCUCACUUGUGCAGUCAGGAUUGCACCCUCUCAUGACUGAAUUUUACAAUCACAGUGAUCCUUGUGGAAGUAAAAACAGUUUUGAAACUUCA